UGCUGUUAUUUAGGCAGAGAAAGGAAGUAGCGACAGGCUAGCUGGUUAGCCGGUCUGAAACCCACACAGUCUGUUAGGAAAGAUUGGACUUUUGAGCCUGUUUUAUCUCAGAGACUGCUCUUCUUUAUUUAAUACAAGCGUAUAAGUAGGCUUCGGUUUUUUUGUUGGUUCGUUUUAUUUUCUUUCCGCCCCGGUUUGAAACCUUCAAACUGACUCAACUCUAAGCUUUGUCUGUCUGGGGCUCCACCGUUGUUAGCCUGCUUGAUGUAAGUCAGUCGUGGUUUCAUCAAAGGAGAAGAAAAACCCACAAACCGAAAAGUUGCGACUUGAUUUUCAUUUAUUUGUUCACCAGUUGGUUGAAUCGCGGGGAACGCAGUUAAGGAUUACACCGAGACAAUGAGAAAAUCAGCCGGGAAAGGUGCUGCGUGGUGAGAGGGAAGCAGUGGGUGCGGCAUGCUGAGGCCACUCCCCCGGGCUCAGGAUGAGUGUCAGAGAUGGCGCUGCCACCAUGGCAACGAAUGCAGGUGGAGGAGGAGGGGGAGGUGGACCAGCUAACCCUAACGAUCAUGAUGGCCGCUCAUACAUGCUCCAGAUCUACCCACGGCUGGCCUGCCAGCCCUCCACCUGCUGCAACCUAAGAGUGCAGAAGGAUGCAACAGCUGCUUCUGUAAUCUCGGACGCUGCCACGGCACUGGGGCUGGACCCCGGCCGCCUGUAUGUGCUGGCAGAGGUGAAGGAAUCUGGUGGGGAAGAGUGGGUGCUAGAGGCGGGAGACCUGCCGGUACAGAGGUUUCUGCUGUGGCCUCGGAAAGCCCAGGAGCAACACCCUCAGAGCCUUGGCUUUUACUUCUUACUACAGGAGAGGAACCAUGAUGGCUCUAUCCAUUAUGUCCACCUCCCGUCUGUAUACACAGAGCAGGAGGCACAGCGGCUAGCUGCCAGAGGCUUCCUUCCACCUCCGCAGGAUGACUUUGCAGACCUCUGCAACCUCCCCGUCCUCAAUGAGGACAGGAUAUUAAAUAACCUGCGCACACGCUUUUACAAGAAAAAGAUCUACACCUAUGCAGGCAGCAUUCUCAUCGCCAUUAACCCCUUCAAGUUCCUGCCCAUCUACAACCCAAAGUAUGUUAAGAUGUACGAGAACCACCAGCUGGGCAAACUGGAGCCUCAUAUUUUUGCUAUCGCAGAUGUGGCCUACUAUGCCAUGCUCAGGAAGAGGGUCAACCAGUGCAUUGUCAUCUCUGGGGAAAGUGGAUCAGGCAAGACCCAGAGUACCAACUUCCUGAUCCACUGUCUGACUGCGCUCAGCCAGAAGGGCUAUGCCAGCGGGGUGGAAAGGACCAUACUGGGGGCUGGACCAGUCCUGGAGGCCUUUGGCAACGCCAAGACGGCCCACAACAACAACUCCAGCCGUUUUGGGAAGUUCAUCCAGGUUAAUUAUUUGGAGAGUGGAGUGGUCAGAGGGGCUGUGGUGGAGAAGUACCUCCUGGAGAAGUCUCGUCUGGUCUCCAGAGAAAAGAACGAGAGGAACUACCAUGUGUUUUACUACCUGUUGUUGGGAGCCUCAGAGGAGGAGAGGAAGGAGUUUAAGUUGCUGCCACCUGAAGACUACUUCUACCUCAAGCAGCAAAACUUUAAGAUUGAAGAUGAGGAAGACCUGCGUCAUGACUUUGAAAGGCUGCAACAGGCGAUGGAGAUGGUUGGCUUCCUUCCUGCCACCAAGAAACAGAUCUUUUCUGUCCUCUCGGCCAUCCUGUAUCUGGGCAACGUGACCUACAGGAGGAAGUCAACAGGCCGAGACGAAGGGUUGGAUGUGGGACCACCAGAGGUCCUGGCCACACUCUCUGACCUGCUAAAGGUUAAAGAGGAGUUGCUGGUCGAGGCGCUGACAAAGAGGAAAACGGUGACAGUCAAUGACAAGCUGAUCCUCCCUUACAGUCACUCAGAGGCUAUCACAGCCAGAGACUCCAUGGCCAAAUCUCUGUACAGCGCCUUGUUUGACUGGAUCGUCCUACGCAUCAAUCACGCGCUGCUGAACAAGAAAGACAUGGAGGAAUCUGUCCCGUGCUUGUCCAUCGGUGUCCUGGACAUUUUCGGCUUUGAGGACUUUGAGACAAACAGCUUUGAGCAGUUCUGCAUCAACUAUGCAAACGAGCAGCUGCAAUAUUACUUCAACCAUCACAUCUUCAAUCUGGAACAGGAGGAGUACCAAGCAGAGGGAAUCACCUGGCACAACAUCGACUACACAGACAACGUGGGCUGUAUCCACCUCAUCAGCAAGAAACCCACUGGCCUACUUUACCUGCUGGAUGAGGAGAGCAACUUUCCCCAUGCCACAGAUGAGACAUUGUUAGCCAAAUUCAAGCAGCAGCACCAGGGCAACAAAUACUUUGUCCCCACUCCAGUCAUGGAGCCUGCCUUCGUCAUUCGCCACUUUGCUGGAAAAGUCAAAUAUCAAAUCAAGGAUUUCCGGGAGAAGAACACGGACCACAUGCGUCCUGACAUCGUGGCAUUGUUGCGGAGCAGUGACCGUGCAUUUGUGCGGCAGCUCAUCGGCAUGGACCCGGUGGCCAUGUUUCGGUGGGGCAUCCUGCGUGCCACCAUCAGAGGAAUUGCUGCUUUCAAUGAGGCUGGCCGUUCCUGGGCGGCCAAAACUUCAGGUGUUGUCCGUCCAAUCUCCAGAACUCCUUUAGGAGAGCUUCAACGGUCCAAUGCCCCAAUAGAAAGGAUGUACAAACGAGCUUCUAUGCUCGAUUUCUACUUUGAUCACUCAGAAGAGCGCCCUCUAGAGGCCUUUGAAGACAUCUUUGCUAGCUAUGAGAGUAAGAAAGACAUGCAUGCAGAGAUCAUCAGCUCCAUUAAGAACUUGCAGCUGGAUGGUGAGGACCCUCGCAAGCUGCUGCAGUCCUGGGGUCGCCUCCGCUUCCCCCGACACAUCCUCCAGAAAAACAAGAGCACCAAACAGAAGCAGCUCAUCCCCAAGAGUUUGCUGGACUCUCGGUCUCUGAAGUUCAUUGUGGGUCUGACGCUACACGAUCGCACCACCAAGUCUCUGCUCCACCUGCACAAGAAGAAGAAGCCCCCCAGCAUCAGUGCCCAGUUCCAGACUUCUCUGACCAAGCUCUUGGAGACUCUGAACAAAGCAGAGCCUUUCUUCAUUCGCUGUAUCCGCUCCAAUGCCGAGAAGAAGGAGAUGCACCUGGACGAGGCCUUGGUGGUUCAGCAGCUGCGAUACACAGGAAUGCUGGAAACUGUUCGUAUCAGGAGGUCAGGCUACGGAGCCAAGUACACAUUCCAGGAGUUUAUCGAGCAGUUUGGAGUUUUGCUGCCAAAGAACGCCACUGCCUGUAAAGAGGACAUCGCAGUGCUGCUUGGGAAGAAGAUGGGCCUGGACCCCACGACAUUUCAGAUAGGCAAAACCAAGGUGUUCUUGAAGGAGCUGGAGCGACAGCAGCUGCAGGACACGCUGCACAAGGAUGUCAUGCGUAAGAUCAUCUUCCUUCAGCGGUGGUUCAGAGCUCGUCUGCAGAGGAAAGAGUUUCUGGACAUGAGACAGGCAGCCAGCUUGAUCCAGCGUUUAUGGCGUAGGUACUGCAAAGAGGAGCAAAUGCGACGUGCAGCCACUUUGAUCCAGGCUGUGUGGAGAGGGCACAGACAGAGAUUGGAGUUCCACCGCCAAAGACAGGGCGCUACCAAAAUACAAGCCCUGGUCAGAGGCCACUCAGCACGCAGGAGGUGUCAGUCCAUGCGUGAGGUUAAACAGAGGGAAGAAGAAGAGGAAAGAAGGAGGAGGGAAGAGGAGGAAGAGAUGAGGCGAAAAGCAGAGGAAGAGGAGGAAGCAAGGAGGAGGAUGGAAGAAGAAGCAAGCAGAAAAAAAGAGGAGGAAGCAAAGAAGAGAGCAGAAGAAGAGGAGGCAGCUAAGGAAGCACAGAAAAAGAGAGAAGAAGAGGAGAAAAGACAGGCGAGAGAGCCUCAAACAAGAGAAGAUCCAGAUAUAGAGCUGGUCACAGAGGAGACGCUGGAUGAUGCUGUCCAGGAGACUCGGAAGGAGAGAGGAGAGGAAGAAGGAGAGGUAAAAACAAGCUCACAUACAGAGGAGGAUGAACAGGACAAGGAUGAAGAGCUGGAGGAGGAUGAGGAAUUAAAUUUGGAGACCAACGGUACUCUGGCUGAGGCUGGACCCCAGCUGGAUGAGGAGGAGGAGGAGGAGGAAGAGGAGGAGGAGGAGGAAAAUUCAGAGAUCCAAACACUAGGACAGUCAGAUUCAAAACCUGGUCUGCCCUCUGAUGGCGUCACCUCCAACGCACUGGAACCCACAUCUCCAGGUCAGGCGUCAGAUGACCAGGCUCCCUGCACUACCUCCACACCUUCCAAUGCUGACCAAAAAAGAGUACGACCUCCGGCUGCCAACAGGGGCCAGUCAUCCAGGAGCCAGGAGAAGAGAGAGCAGAGAAGACGAAGAGGGCUGGAGCACAACCAGAGAGAGACCGAUCGAGCAGCCUCCUCCUCCUUCUCCUCAGCAGUCGACAAGGACCAAACAUCUCCGCCGAAGAGCAAAAGCCAGGAGACUUCUAAGCUGAAAGAGAGAUCAGACAGCAAGGAGCUGGACCAGUACACCUUUGUAGCCUGGAAAAUGAAGGAAGAAAAGGGAGGGAAGAAAGAGGCAAAAACUUCUCCUUCAGCUUCUGGUCCUGUUCGUCCGUCUACACUGUCCCUGCAGCCCGCUGACCCUGGGCCUGAGAGAAACGGCGUAGGGGAGGGUGGGGCAGCGGCGGUAACCCUGCAUCGCCGCCCUGGGGCGAUCAAGGAGAAGCCAGAGAAGUGGAAGGGGAGGAGGAGUGAUGGAGAAUACUCCGAGAGCAUCAGCUCUCCUCCACCUCACAAUCGUGAGGAAAGGAGGAAAAAACAACUGAGUGAAACAGCCUCGUCAUCAAUUGACAGUAUGUCUCCAGGUUCUGAAGGAGCUGGCAUUGUAUCAGUCAGAGAGAUAAUUUCCCCCCUAGAAGGCCAUGGUGAUGGCUCAAAGGGGAGCUCCAUCAGAAGGAAACAUCCAGAUGGUUCUGGUUAUCAAGAUUCAGCCCACUCCAUCUCAUCCACACCAGACAGGUCAGGUGGUUUCUUCAGCAAGAUUUUGAAAAAACGACCCCACAAAGAGGCCCAGACUCCAGACAACGGGGAGCUGACAUUUGCUCAGAUCCUCAAUGAAAAGCCAACAGGAGGGGAAGCCCCAACAUCUGGACAUCCAUCUCGACCUCUUUCCCAGCCACAUGGUGACCGAGCUGGUAAAGGUUUUGGCCGCAACCCCUCCAUAAAGAUCAGUCGUGCCACACGGGUCUCAGAGCAGUGGAACGCCUCACUGGACCGGGAAAUCACCAACGCCAAUGAGCUGCGGCACCUCGAUGAGUUUCUGGGCAACCAGGUCAAUGAUUUCCGCUCCAGGGGGAAGUCGCUGUCAGCCACAGAGGCCAUCUUUGUAACAGCUACUAUGCAGUUCAGAGAGAAUAUCAAAGCCAUGUAUUCCCUCACAAAACCCACCAUAGGCUACAAAGGUCUGAUGACAGGCUACCAGAACAAAGUGAUCCACCUGGCGGGUGACAAGCAGAAAGGAGAAGUCCAACUUGUGGUCAACUUGUUCCAGUCGGUGCUGGACGGCUUCAUCAGAGGAGAGAUGAAAAAGGAGGAAGCUGAACCUGCAAAGCCUGCUAAAGCUCGGAAGAAGAGGAGGAAAAAAGAUAAAAGUAUGGAGAGCCCCCUGGAUCAUGUUUUCGUCAACUAUCAAGUCAACAUUAUGCAGUCAUGUGACCAGUGCAGUUCUUACAUCUGGGGCAUGGAGAAGGCCUACAUGUGCAGCUAUUGUAAGAUGGUGUGCCACAAGAAGUGCAUCUGCAAAAUAAUGACUGACUGCUCCACCUUCUGUGCCAAAAAGAGUGAAGAAGAAUCCGGCGGGCUGCACUUUGGGGUGCGUGUGUGUCGCCUGGUCAGCGAUAAGAACCCAGUACCCAUGGUGCUGGAGAUGAUGCUGGAGCACGUGGAGAUGCAUGGCCUCUACACCGAGGGCAUAUACCGCAAGUCUGGCUCUGCCAACAGAAUGAAAGAGCUGCACCAGCGACUGGAGACUGACCCCCACCAGGUCUGCCUCGAAGACUACCCCAUCCACACAGUGACAGGCCUGGUCAAACAGUGGUUGAGGGAGCUACCAGACCCACUCAUGACCUUCACUCAUUACAGUGACUUCCUACAUGCAGUGGAACUGCCAGAGAAGCAGGAGCAGCUUCAUGCCAUCUACAAAGUGCUGGAGGAGCUUCCUACUGCAAACUUCAACACGCUGGAGAGACUCGUCUUCCACCUCGUCAGGGUGUGUAAGGAGGAGGCUCACAACCGCAUGUCUUCUAACUCGUUGGCCAUAGUUUUUGCCCCGUGUAUCUUGCGCUGUCCAGACAGCGCUGACCCGCUGCUCAGCAUGAAGGAUGUUGCCAAGACCACCACGUGUUUAGAGAUGCUCAUCAAUGAGCAGACCAGACGCUACAAUGAGAAGAUGGAGGAAAUUGAGCAGCUGGAGUACGCUGAGGCUCUGGCUGUUAACCAGCUCAAACUCAAGAGACAAAACACGCACUACUGGCAUUUACCUCUCAGGUUCUCAGCUCCUUACAAAGGAGUGGUGGUGCAUGAGAAGGUCAGUUCUGAUCUCAGCGUGGUCCCUGAGAAUGAGCCUCUGGACUCAGACACAGAGGCUGAGAAGAACCUGGUGGAACGCAUCAAGUCCAUCAAACAGGAGAAAGAGGAUCUGGCCUGUCGACUGCCAGAGAUGGAGCAACCUGGUUCAGACCAGGAGAACUUGGACUCCGAAGCCUCACUGAGCUCCGAGAGUCUUUUGGAUGAACAGCAGCGCUCCUCUGCCCACAGCUCAGAGCCUGAAGGACGAGGUGGCUCCCAGCUGAGGAGGUACAAGCCCAUUUGUCUACCCAAACCACCCGACCUGGCCCAGCGACCUAAAGUCCUCUGUGGACGCUUCUCUCUGUCAAACCUCACCCCUGCUAGCUCCACCUCCUCUCUGUCCAGCUGCGCUUCUUCAACCUCCGAAUCCUCCAACGCCUCCCUCAGGCAUCCGCUGAAACGCCGCAACCCCGUCAUCCCAGACACAGUUAAACUCCCUGCAGGUGUCUCUCUCUCCCAGCCUGCAGCCUCGAGUUCAACUCAGACUCACGUUCCUCCUGGAAAUCGAGCUCCUAAAUACUUGGUCAGGAGAAGAGAGCAGCCGGGCCGCCGUAAAGACAGCACCCAGUCCCUGUACAUCGACAACCCCGAGUGUGACCUGUUGUUGCAUUUCUCUUCCUGCCCUCCCUCCGCUUCCUCCUCCUCCUCAUCCAUCUCUUUGGUGGCGCGCUCUCCUCAGCACCACGAGACACAGGCCUCAAAGGGCCAGAGACGUUUUUCUGACCCAGACAUUCCUUACACGGAGGAAGACGUCUGACCAGGAUGGAACAGAGAAGAUGGAGAAGUGAGGAUGAGUAAAAGCAACAACCUCUCGAGUAGACAAAAGGAAAUGAAUAUAAAUGGCAUGCAGAGCUGCCACAGAUGACAAUGAUGGGAUUGUAGAAAGCCAGAAGAGGAUAAAAAUCAAGGGGGAACAUGGAGGAAGAGAAAUUAUUGAACAUGAUGAGAUGUACUGUAGCCACAGUCUUCUGUUCAUAAAGUUUGAACAGAAAUUAGACACAGUGGAGGGUGUUUGGUUGCUGUUGUUAGAGGGAAACUAAUCAAGGAACUGCUAAUGUGUUUAAAGUCUUGUCCAACGUUACAGUUAAAAUAAAAAACUGGACAAGAUGUUGCCAAGCACCUUUUCUAUCAUUUUGAUAUAAUGUGGGUACAGGAACACAGGCUGGAAUUUCUGUCGCCUCAUAAUGAUGGAAUUUUGUUUUUUCUUUCCCCUGUUUUUUUUUGUUUUGUUUUCUUUUGUUUAACACAUUUUUGCUAAUUCAAGGAAAUAAUAGAGGUUCCAGUCGCACUUUUCAUUUCUUAGUUCUCCUAAUGAGCAAAACAUGCUCACUGAAAUGUUAGCUAGUGCCUUGAUAAUGUACAAUUAUUUUGAACAAGAAGCUCAUUUGUCAUGUCAUUAUUGUGGAACAGUGCAGGGAGGGUUAUCUGGGAUAAAGAGAGGGGACCUUUGUCUCAGAGUUUUGUGUUCAUUGUACUGAACCGACACAAGACGGACAUGUUCGGAACAAGGACCUAGACAUGCGCAGUGCGACUGUUGCACAAAGGACAACAGUCUGUCCACCUUCACCUUCUACCUGCCGCACAGCAAACACCAGAUAGAAGUCAUCGCCUUCACAUAGCAAAGGGAAAUGGGAGCAGCACACGCCACUUUCUUCCUUUUGAGACGACAAAAACACAAACACAACACCGACCAUUAUGCAACAGCCGUGCCAUGAUGUCUUUAAAGCUCAGAGUCCUUGAACUCACCUUACCCUUUUCUAAAAUGAACUUGGCUUCACUCAGCUGUGGACAGUCCCAUAAUGAGCAGCUUCUGCUGAAGCACAUUUCAGCUUUGUAUGAAAUGUAAUACUAAUGUUCCCCUCUGACUGCUGUUGAAUGAUGUCUGCUAGUCUGUCUGGAUUAUGAGGAAGAUGUGUAAUGUGUAACAGAGAGUGUAUGGUUGGGACUGAAUGACGUGAACUGUAAUGGUUAGUAUUAACAUGAAAUACAAAACGUGAUGCUUGUAACAUCCUCUGCUGUGUGAUUUGAUCGGGCGCAGUUGGAAAAGUAUCUCAGUGUUGAUUUUGGACACAUAACACCGUUUACACAGUGGAUGAUAAACUCACCAAUUAUGAAGUGGAGAAUAUUCAGGUUAUGUACUUUUUUUUGAUGUGAACUAUGAACCAUGACACAUCAGACAAAAUUAAAUUAGUCUCCUCCAGAUGCACUUAGACCAUUUACACCAAUAUUUUAACUAGUAAUAUAAAGGAGGGAUGUAAAUUAAUUCAAAAUGAAUUCACUAUCUGUUUAAGUUUUUACCUUCAGACAGGUAACCUACAUUUCAGAAUGUUAAUUCUGGCAAUCUGUGAAUCUUCAGUCAGCUCCCUCUCUGUCUUUGGGAAGAAUUUGAUAUGUUGCUCUGUCUCGCAUAAUUAUCUGUGCGUAACACAAACUGUGUUUUCUUUUUAUUUUUUUAAGUGUGACUUUAAAAAUGAUCCUAAAUCAAAAGAAACAAUCAGUGUGAAAACACACAUCUCUAUUAUUUUGGGGUUGAGUCCAAAAAAAAACUUGCAACCCUGUGAUCUUCUGCCUUAAUUUCUUUUUCUUUAUUACAUUAACAUUACAUUGCAAUUACAUUAAGUAUGUUUUAAGUCCAAAUUGGUUCUUCAUCAGGUACAGAGGAAUUAGAAAUAAUAAACAGGAUAAAAGUU
Messenger RNA from Seriola aureovittata, 9404 nucleotides. RefSeq names its product unconventional myosin-IXb (gene myo9bl). The transcript has 44 exons. The record is from RefSeq and is a predicted model, not a curated record. Bases 482 to 7471 code for a protein of 2329 amino acids. Lineage: Eukaryota; Metazoa; Chordata; Actinopteri; Carangiformes; Carangidae. Gene Ontology annotation, cellular component: myosin complex. Gene Ontology annotation, molecular function: GTPase activator activity; microfilament motor activity; ATP binding. Gene Ontology annotation, biological process: intracellular signal transduction.